AUGAGUGCGCAGAUAUGGAAUCCGCAGCGAGUGAGCUCGAAAGACCACCAAGGGCGCAGGAUCCGCGAAGUGGAAGACGGCAACCACAGGGAUCUAAUGUUAGCGGCGUUGGACACCAUUGCAUGGACUGAAAAUCCGAAAAUUAAAAAGAUGUGCAAAAAGACCAUUGACGAUGUCUCCGAAGCUCCAAUGCGGGUCGCCUCGUUCGAGUUCAGCGGCAGAAACCUACCUCGGAUCGUCGAAAUGGCAUGGUAUGGCAUCGGUAGCCCCUGGAACAAAAAUUGA
Messenger RNA from Aspergillus melleus, 285 nucleotides. RefSeq lists its product as uncharacterized. The coding region runs from base 1 to 285 and encodes 94 amino acids. The record is from RefSeq and is a predicted model, not a curated record. Lineage: Eukaryota; Fungi; Ascomycota; Eurotiomycetes; Eurotiales; Aspergillaceae. The transcript is spliced from 2 exons.